This is a messenger RNA of Teleopsis dalmanni, 880 nucleotides long. Its product is annotated as metabotropic glutamate receptor-like. Gene Ontology annotation, biological process: G protein-coupled glutamate receptor signaling pathway; regulation of synaptic transmission, glutamatergic. The transcript is spliced from 2 exons. The record is from RefSeq and is a predicted model, not a curated record. Gene Ontology annotation, molecular function: group II metabotropic glutamate receptor activity. Gene Ontology annotation, cellular component: membrane. Bases 23 to 823 code for a protein of 266 amino acids. Lineage: Eukaryota; Metazoa; Arthropoda; Insecta; Diptera; Diopsidae.
AGCUGUCCAAGUACUUAUAACAAUGGUUUGGAUGAUUGUGGAACCACCUGGUACUCGUUUCUAUUACCCCGACAGAAACGAAGUAAUUCUGAAGUGCAAAAUACAAGAUAUGUCGUUUCUGUUUUCCCAACUGUAUAACAUGAUAUUAAUAACAAUAUGCACAAUCUAUGCAAUUAAGACCCGGAAAAUACCAGAAAAUUUUAAUGAGUCAAAGUUUAUUGGAUUUACUAUGUACACUACAUGUAUAAUAUGGCUUGCAUUUGUUCCAAUUUAUUUUGGAACAGGGAAUUCAUAUGAGAUUCAAAUCACAACAUUGUGCAUAUCUAUCAGCUUAAGUGCAUCAGUUGCACUGAUCUGUCUGUACUCACCGAAGGUUUAUAUUUUAGUGUUUCAUCCUGAUAAAAAUAUUCGAAAGCUAACUAUGAAUAGUACUGUGUACCGGCGAUCUGGCGCUGCUCAUACUCAUAGCGCCGCAGGUGUCAUUGGAGGUAGUACAUAUAAAUGCGAUAAAAUGCCAUCACAAUCACAAUAUAACGUUACGGGGACAGACGUACAAGAUGCUUCAAGUGUUAUUGAACGUAAGUUUUCAGACAAUGGAAGUGUACAUGAUCAAAGUUCGAUUGCAGAAAUAUCCGAAAUGAAUACUACUAUUAAACAACAAGAACAUUUUGAAAAUUCAAAAAUCUUGACACAAAUUACCCACAAUGCAGAAACAGCAUUUAAUUUUAAUGGUCGAAGUAGUACCGAAAUGAUAUUAACAGCAGAAUCUGUGAAAGAACAAGCGAAUACUAGUGCCAAAUGUGAAUGCCCUACUUUAUAUUAAAAAUAAACUUUAAUUUAAUAGAAGGUUCAUGAUAAAUGUGUUUUAUUAUAAAGGAUG